AUGCGCUAUACGUCGCGGCCUUUGAGAUCUUGCUGUCUCGGCGAAAGGAGAAGAGAGGAAUUACAUGCUGGUUUACAGGUCGCAGAGAGCACACCUCUUCCGCCAACCUUCGUAGCACUCUCGAAAAACAUGCCCAAACGUUUGGCUGUAGCAUUGCAGAAUUAUACUUUGCGCUGCAUACGGGGGCUAUGCAUGAAAUCGCGAACCACUACGCACCUGGAGUUGUCAAUGGAGUGCUUCGGGACAUAG
Molecule: messenger RNA, 249 nt
Organism: Chondrus crispus (carragheen)
Lineage: Eukaryota; Rhodophyta; Florideophyceae; Gigartinales; Gigartinaceae
Exons: 1
Coding region: 1-249 (82 amino acids)
Source: RefSeq, a predicted model, not a curated record